Molecule: messenger RNA, 27514 nt
Organism: Cinara cedri
Lineage: Eukaryota; Metazoa; Arthropoda; Insecta; Hemiptera; Aphididae
Source: the annotation of a GenBank genome assembly
AUGUUUGCCAUGUUUCCCAUAGAACUGUUGGCAAUCUCAUUGUUGUCGAAUGCUGUAUAUUCUAAUGAAGUACCUUGUGACAAAACUAGGGCUAUCUUAUCUCAGACCAAUGGCAUCAUCACUCAUGGACCACUUGGAACCAAUUACUCACAAAAUACUCAUUGUGAAUGGUUAAUCAAAGGUAUGUUAACACUGUUUAAUAAUAAUGUCUAUUUGUCAACUUGAUAGGUGGUUAUAAAUCUUGGCAAACUACUUAAUUUUAGUAACUGGGUUAAAUUAAGAGUAACUUACCUUGAUUUAGUAACUUUGAUAAGACUAUGAGCUUACUUUUUAGUUAGUAACUUUAAACGUACUUCAUUAUUUACUUUCCAUCUUUGCUAGGUCUACAUUUGAUGUGAUGUAAUUCAUUUUAAUUGUAUAUAUAAAUUGAAUAGACCAUAUAAAUAUUCCUAAUAAAUACAUUAGGUAUAUAGAUAAUUUAAUUGCUAUUUUUGGUUUACUUUGUCAAAUAUAACUUUACAUAUGUACCUACCGAAUUUUUAAUAUGUUGAUCUUUUGUUGUUUAAUUUAAAACCAAAUGUUAAACUAGUACAAAUAUUGGUAACAAAUAAUUUGUAGUGUGAUAUAAGUUACGUAAAGUGUACAAUUUUCCUAAAUUCUAAUUUUUUUUCUUAUUGUUUUAUUUUUAAUAUUUUUUGCAGGUUUUUGGCCUAAAAUUUUAUAUUUUACAGAAUUUCAUGUUUGAUGUAUUACCUGAAAAAAGUUAAUUAAAAUAAAGGAUGUUACUUCAAAAUAUACUUAACCAAAUUUUUAUUUAUAAAAUCAUUAGUACUUACAUAAUAUCAUAAAAUGAAUUAAAUUAGUAUAUUAUUGAUAAAUAUAUACUAUACCUACUUAUUUUUAAUAUUUUUUUUAUAGCACAAUAAUAAUUACUUAGGUAACAAUGUAUAUUUUGCAUAGUAUGUAGGUGUUAUAGAAUUAGUUUUUAUAACUUAUAUACUAUAAAUAAAUAAAAAUAUGUAGCUACCUACUUAAUUUAUAGUUAAAAAAAUGGACCUUUGGUACGAUUUGUAUUAACGGUUAGGUAGGUAUGAUAUUUAAUUAUACUUAUUGGAAUUAUUAAAAUAGAAUUACCCACUAAUGUAUUUAUUUUCUACACAAAUACAAGGUUAAAAAAACAUUUAUUUAAAAAAUCAACAUACUUCACACUAUGAGUGUGCCAUUGUUGCAGCUGGGAAAUCAGAAGGUUGGAUAUUAUAGGGUAAUUUAUUUUACAUUUUUACGCAACAAUAAAUAUUUGCAAACAAAAUCCAAUCCUAAGGGAAGUUUAGUUAAAUGUGUUUUGAUUAACUUAAAUAAAAUUGAAAAUUGUAUUUAUUUGUAAUUACAAAAUUAAUUAUAAUUAUCAAUAGUUUUGUUGUUGUUUGUUAGCACCCCGCCAGAGUGACGGACAAAUGUAUAAUUCUAAAAAGGAAAGUGCAUCUUUAAAAAAGAUAGACAUACUUUGUAUGUAGGGGGGCACUGUUGUAAGUGAGAAGUUUGGAAGGGAAAUGUAAUGUAUAUGUGUACAUUAUGAUUAAUUAUUUCUUAUAAAAAACUAUUUUGAGCAGAGUUUAGUUAAUAGUGUUGCUUUGGCAACAACAUAUAUGCCAUAUUAUGGUAAAACAAUUAUAUAUACCAGUGGUUUUCAGUUUUUUUUAGGACUGUGACAUACAUGGUUUUACUUUUCAAAAAGUAGUUUAUGAAAACAGCUGUGAAAAUCAAAUAUAGUCAAUCUAAAUUCCUUCUGUGAUUUUCUAAAGACCUCAAAUCUAUAUUCAUUGCUAAAAAGGGCGCUCAUGCCAAAUAUAAAGUGUCCCAUUGUCCCAGAGAUUGUAACAAGUUUUCUAAUCUUUGGGCACGUUAUAAAUUUGAGUACAAUAAGUGCUAUAAGUGAAUAAAUCCUGUAAUAAUAUUAUUCCACAUUUUGUCACUCCCUGGUCUAGAGAAUUUUCCUACUCAUAUUUAAGAUUAGUUCUGUUACACCUGUAUGUAAGCAUUAAAAAAUAUCUAAAAUUUUGUCAUGUGUAUAAGGCUGGUGAUAAAACUGAUGUAAAGAAUUACAGGCCUAUUUCGAUUCAAAAUCACUUGCUAAACUCUUUGAAUGGUUUAUUCUGAGGUGAAUACAGCAAUAGGUUAAUUUUAUCAUAGUUGACAAACAAUAUGGUUUCAAGUCAAGUCAUUCUGCCACUACUAAUCUGAUAGUUUUUCAUAAUUUUUUUAUUGUAGGUAGGUCAUUGAAAAAUAAACUCGGGUGGAUGUUAUUUUUACGGAUUUGCAAUCCAAAGCAUUUGAUUGAGUUGACCAUAAAAUCCUAAUUAAGGUUUUUUAUAAAUCUAGAUUUGGGGAACCAUUUUUUCUUGGUUCAAAUCAUACUUAUCUAGUAGUGUCCAAUGUGUUAGGUCUUAGGAUGUAAAUCUGAAGCAGUCUUUGUACCUUCAAGUAUUCCUCAAGGGGGGGCAUUUAUCCCCAUUAUUGUUUAUUUUAUUUUAUGUUCCUUAUGUUUGCUGACAAUUUGAAUAUUUUUAGGAAAAUUUAAUCAAUAACUGAUUGUGUUAUCCUCCAGAAAAAGCUUGAUGCUCUUGUCUUGUGGUUCAAUUCUAUUGGACUAAGCUUUAAUGUAGAAUCCAUGUCUUUUGCUAGGAAUAGAAAUACCAUUAACUUCAGGUACUUGAUAUAUGGUUCAAGUAUUAUUGUUUCUAUACUCAGUUUCAAAUAAGAACGCGCAAGAAUUAAUGGCAACCAAUGAUAUAGUGUAUUCUUAUAUGGUACGGAGUAUAGUAAGAAAGUUUUGGGUAUUCUUUUUUGUCCAAAUCUUGAAUUUCAUUACCAUAUUGAGGCUGUUUGCUGUCGUGCAUUUAAGAUACUAUAGAAUUUAAGCUCUCUAGUUCUCUCAAUGCAUUGUAUUGCUUUCUCCUAUGGCCUCUUUUGGAAUAUCUCUUUAUUCUCUGGGAUCCUUAUAUGACAACAGACUUUUCACAUUGAGUGAGUUUAGAGGUGUUUUUGUUUUUCAGUGUCAUUUAUUUUACAAAUACCACAUCCAUUGUAUGCUUAUAGGCCAGUGAUAAAUAAAAUUUAACUUUUGUCUCUAGCAGAUAGAAGAGUUGAAGCUAAUUUGGUGUUUUUGCACAAGCUUUUUGACAGAUGUGUGGAUGCUCCUUUUCUUCUUUCUCAAAUAAAUUUUUAAAGUUCCUUCUCACUAAACUAGGUCUAAUUCAUUCUUUGUUGUUCUAUUCUACAACACUAAUCUAUGGUAAAAAUAAUCCCAGUCAUCGUAUGAUGCACAUGGAAAAAAUGCUUUUUUAAACUGUUUUGAUUAGUAUUAAGAACUGUAAUUUGUUUUUUCAAUUUUAUAAUUACUAUUUGUUAUUUAAAACCAUUUUAUAUAAUAUAUAGAAUGGAUAAAUAAAAUGGUGUGAAAUAAUAUUGUUAGUGUGUAAGACCGGCACACAGUGAUUUAUUUUUCAAUGAAUGUAUGUAAUGAAUUGUCCUAUGUGGGUAUGUUUAUUGUCAUAAAAUAUGAACUGAUAUAAAGGCCUAUUAUGUUUAUUUUUGACUGGCAUCUACUUAUCACACAAGAUUAUUGUUAAUUUGUUUACCUAUUUACUUAUUAUUCUAUUAUGAGAAUAUGGAAAUAGUAAUUUACCUCGGAUAUUUUGCUUGAAGUGUGUAAGAAGCCACCUACAUUAUGAUGAGUUCAUGCUCGAGUCAAUUUAGAGAAAUAUGUUGUGCAUAUAGGAUGAUAGAGAAUAAUAAACACGUCCUAGAUGUAUGAUAGAAAAUAAAAUAUAGACCAGAAAACCACAUUUUUAAAUUUUUAACUAUCAUUAUAUUAGAUUACUAAGGAUUUAAUAUUUACUAACAUUGUGAACAAAAUACAUGACUUAUUCCAUUUAGAAUUUGUUUUUUAUUACAAUACACUCAAGCAUAAAAGAAAACAUUUUAUGUUAUCUACUAAAAUUUGUCUUAAUUUAUACAAUAAUAUUUUUGUGUAAAAUAUUUAAAAAAAAAAUUAAUAAUUAUAUUUCUACAUUAUUUUUCAGCGAACAGUACAAAUCAAUUUAUUACUCUGGAGUUCAAGUUUCUAAAUACAGAAUGUUCUUAUGACUAUUUAUUUAUCUAUGAUGGAGAUUCCUUUAAUUCACCUCUUCUUGGAAGUUUCAGUGGAAAGAACAGACCUCAGUCGGUGUUAGCAUCAUCUGGUUUUGUAUGUACUAUUUUUUCAUAUACGUAUUAUAUUUAAAUAUAAAUUUAAAAAGCUGUCUUAGGAUAGUGGGGAUGGGUCUAGCCACUGUUAUAGGUAAUUUAAUGUAUAUAUGUAAACAAUUAACUAUUGCUUACAAAAAAAAUGAUUCUGAGUGCAGUUCAGUUAAUAGUGAUGCUUUGUCAACAAAUAUAUGUUGUAGUAUGAUAAAAUAAUUGCAUAGGUAUUGUAUAUUUUCUUUAAAAUAAUAUUUGUUUAAUAUUAUAAAAAUUUUCCGGUUUUUCCCAUUUAUUGGGAAAAUUAUUGGGAAAGUUAAAAAAUGAACUGCCUAUACAAUAUAGAUAAAAAAUUUUCCCAGAAAAAGUACUAUCAUUGAAAAUCAGAGCAAAAUUUCUGAUAACAAAGUUGCCCACAGAAAUAAUAAUAAUAAAAAUAAAAAAACAUUAUGAGACCAUAAGAUUCUUUAUUCCACUCAGAACCUUUAACUAAUACUGUAAACAGUAUUGUAAAAAAUAACUAAAAAAUAAAGUUAUAUGAUUCAAUAUAUUUUGUUUUCCUUUAUCAUUAUACAAUUAUUAAUUUACAGUCUAUUUAAGGUUUUUCAUAUGACCUAUUUAGAUUUAUUACUUAUUAUUAAGUAUAAUAUAUUAUUAUUGGUGUUUAUGAAUUGCGUGCAGGAAUCAUAAUAUAAGUUGUAGUUCAAUUUGUGUGUAUGGUUUUUUUUUUAAAUUUUAAAUUCAUCGAAAAAAUGUUCUCUUUUUCUCCUCUUUUUUUUUGAUUUUACAAUUUAAAAUUUAAAAUAUUUUUAGUUAGAUCAAAUGAUUGAAUUUUUAAGUAAGUAAGAUUUACAUUCUCUUUUUGCACAAUAUUAUUAUUUAAAAAUUUAUACCUUUAAUAAUGGAUAAUUUUUUUGUUUUUUUUCACUGUAUACGAUAUCAAUUGAACAAUUGACUGAUCAUCAAAAGUUAUAAAUAGUUAAACUGUAUACAGUUUAUUUAUUUAUAGAUUAUAAUCAUAACUAAUUACAUGCAUCCCAUUAGACUCAAAAAACCAACCACCAUCACUAUUUUUAUAGGCAUGCAAUUCGGAUGCCACCAUUAUUAUAUAUGAUUUUUUUUGUGUGAAAUUUAUUUAAUUAUUUUUAUUUUUUUUGUAGAUGUUAAUAUUGUUGUUUAGUGACACAAAUUAUGCAUUAGAAGGUUUUGAAGCUUCCUUCUAUGUUUCUGAUUGUCCAAGAAACUGUUCAGGACAUGGAUUUUGCCUUCGGAAUUUUUGUGUAUGUGAUAAUGAAUGGGGUGGACCUGAUUGCAAAACAGAACUAUGUCCUGAUAAAUGUGGUGAACCUCACAGAGGAGUAUGCAAACAAAAUAGGUGCCAUUGCCUACAAAAUUAUUCGGGAAUGGGUUGUACAUUGAAUAAUUUUGAUUCAACUGGUAACAGGUUCGAUUAUUUUUCUUUACAUUAUUAUUAAAUUAUUAUUAUACUAUAAAUUAAAAUAUUUUUUUUUUGACAUCUAAAUAUUAUACUAGAUGGCAUGAAUUGUAUCAAGGAGGUAUACAUCCCAGAGCUGCCCAUUCAGCUGUUUACAUUUCUGAGGCUGAUUCUUUGUAUGUUUUUGGUGGAUAUGAUUUAAAUAAGAUUCUCGGUGAUCUUGUUAUCUUUCGAUUUAACACUUCCAUGUGGUAUGAUCAAAAUAAUAACAUUAUAGGUAAUAUGAUAUAUUAAAAAAAAAAAAUGUUUAAUUAUUAAUUUUGAACUAGAUAUAUUUAUUUGUGUCCAAUAGAUCCUUUACAUAUGACAGUUAAUUCUAUUGGAUCAACCACAAUUAACGCUCUGAUGACAGCAAAAUUAGGAGAUACAACAAUUGGAACAAAUAGAUCCAAAUACACAUCUGAUAAUGCUAGCCAUAUAAAUGAACACAAACAAAAUAAACCAUGGUCAGCUGUGUUACAUGAUAUUUUUGUGUCACUAGCUGAUGGUUCAUCAUUACUUGAACAUCAAAAUGAUGUAAAAUAUAUUUACUUAAAACAAUAUUUAGUUAACAUAAAAUGAAAUAAACUUGAAAUGUCCAAUAUUUUUCAAUCAUUUAUAUUUAUAUUUUUAUUAAUAUUUUUUAUAGGUUUUUGUAAAUUCACUUUCUUGUUUUCUUAUGCUUUAAUUAUCAAAAUUAUUAUGUAAUAUGUAUUAUAUAAAUUAAUUAUUUAUGUACUAUGUUUGUUUAAUAGAAUACUCGGCAUUCCCCAUAUGAUUAUCCUAGUUAUGAAGAGAAUGAACACAUAUUAAAUGAAGUAAAAGAAAAGCGAUUACCAGCACCUCGCUUUGGUCAUGCAGCAACUAAGUAACUUAAAUUUUUUUAUUCUUAAUAUUAAUUGUUUUUGUUUUAUCACAACUAUUACUUAGGUACAAAGGAGGAUUUCUUUUGUAUGGUGGUAAACUGAAUAAUGGUUUAUUAUCUGAUGAAUUAUGGUUUUAUAAUAUUUAUUCAAAAAAAUGGUUUUUGCGAGCUCAAAAUUCUAUAAUACAACCACCUGCUCUCACACGGCAUACUUUAACAUUUGUUGAACAUACAAAUAGUGUUUAUUUAGUAGGUGGUAGUAAUAAAAAAGGAUAUUUUUCUUCCAAAAUAUUUUGCAUUCAAAUUAAUAUAGGUAAUAUAUUAAUACUACUACUUACAAUGCUUUUUAAUCCAUUUAUGCAUUGCAGGGCAUAGUAAUUAUCCUAGUAAAUUAGUUUUACUUAGUAGUAUUUCCUAUUUAUUGACAUAUUUACUUACAUAUUUUAAAUAUUUUUCAAUUUAUUGUAUUAUUUGUUGAAAAAAUAAAUUGUCAACAUUUUAGAUAAUGACAAUGAACAAUGGAAAGAAAUUAAACCUAGAGGUGGUAAAGAAUUAAAUUAUCGAGUGGCAGCUCAUUCAACAGUAUAUGAUAUACGUUCUCAGUCUUUGAUAAUAUAUGGUGGAAUUGUCACUAGUGCAUCGUGGUUUUCAAAACUUAGUGACCGUAUGUUUAUUUUCAAUAUACCAACACAACAUUGGUCUGAAAUAAAAUAUCCAGCUUCUAAUGUACCUACUGAACGAGCUUUUCAUUCCGCCAACAUAAUGGGUUAGUAUGUUUACUCCAAGUAUUUUCUCUAUAUCUAUGCUCACUGCUCAGCAUUAUACUACACCAAAAGUAUGAUUCUAGUAAUAUACUCAUAAGCCAUAAGUAGUUAAUUUUUAAUAUUGUUUUAGAUAGGGAUCAUAAAAAUAAUUAAUAAAACUAGGCAUUAAUUGUAACUUAUUAAUAUUUUUGUAGGGAAUUAUAUUGUUGUUUUUGGUGGAUACGCUCACCGUCAUGUGAAAGAAGAAAUUUGUUAUGAUAAUGAAAUAUAUCUUUAUCACCUUGGUUGUCAUACAUGGCUUAGUCGUGAUGUGCUUGGUAUAUCAACUAAAGGUAUAUAAAAAUACAUAAAUGUUUUUUACAUGCUACAUUUUAAAUAUGUAUAGUAAAUUUGUUAUGACAUAUUAUAGAGUUUACACACAAAAGAUUUUAUGGUGUAUUUGGACAUGCAUCAGAUGUUCGAAAUGGAAAUACAUUAAUUAUUAUGGGUGGUUACAGAGGUAACAUAAAUUCUGAUUUGUUAGCAUUUGUUUUACCACCCACAUUAUUGUCUACUGGAAAUGAUUCAUAUAAUUUAGAAAUUAUGUGCUUAAGGUAAAACCAAGUGAUAUACAUAAAAUUAUUUUUUGUCUAUUAAUUACCAUUUGGUGUUUAGACAUAAAGGUCUUCAAGAAUGUACAGCAAAUCCUGAAUGUGGGUGGUGUUCUUCAGAUGAUACUUGUUAUGGACGUAAUCUUGGUAUAAAUUGUACAACUAAUUUACAAACAACUAGAUGUCCAGGAAUAUGUUUGGCAUUAACUGAUUGUCAUUCAUGUCUUAUUCAUGGAGAAAGUAUUCCUUUAAGUAAUAAUCAGUCAGCUACUUCAGUUGCUCAUAUGAUGCAAUUAGGUCGAUGUGUUUGGUGUAUAAAAGAAGGGCGAUGUCAUCAUAAAAAUGGUAAAUGAUUAGUUAUAAAUUUAAAACAAUAAACAUAUUUCUUUGGGUCAAUAACAUGUUUAUCUUAAUAUUAAAGAAACGAUGAACAAGCCGGUGGGGUAUAAAAGCUCUAAUUAACACUAAUGCUCAAUGUGAUUGCUCUUUGAGUUUAAUAUUAUUUAAUAUUUAACAUUUCUAUACAAAUUAGUAAUUACGAAUCUUAAAAGAAGUGAUCAUAAAACAGACUGUACCAUAAAAUUUGAUUAUAUAUAAUAUAAUAAUAUAAUAAUAGCCUAACCUAACCAAGUAUAUUUUAUAAAGUAUUAAUUAAGAUAUCCUUUUUAGUGCUCAUUAGUCAUUACUCAUUUAUCUUUUAACAGUUUAAAAGUUUUGAAAAACAUUUUUGUCAAUAAUUAUCAUGGCAACCCAAACCUAUAAUAAAAAACCAAAUAUUAGGUUUGAUGUGUAAAAAGUAAUUAUUAAAAGACUCCAUGUUUUUAUAAAAUAAUGAAAUUGUGAAAUUGUAAAUUUCCCAACGGUUUAUUCCCACUUAAGUGUUUUUAUUUUAAAAAUGGGGUACCAAAUCAAAAAAUGAUCUUUUUAAAGUACCAUCUAGACAACUUGAGCUUUCAGAAAAGUUGCUUUACAUAAAAAUUGGAGCAAAUUUACUUAGAAAAAAUGUGUACACAGACUAGAAAAAAGAAAAAAAGAAAUAAACAUCUUAGUAAAACCAUUUAAAUGAAGGAUUACAUAAACAAAAAAAAAUUACACAAAUUGAUCAGAAAUUAAAAAAGACUGCCCCUAAUUCAAUUUUCAUUGAACAUAUUUUAGAAAAUAAUCAUAGUGUACGUUUUGAUAUUGAUACAGACUUAGAAAUAUUGAAUACCCAAAAUAAAAUUUACAUUAAUUUAGUUUUAAAAGAAUUACACAUACACAAUGUAAUAAAAAAAAUAAUUUUAAUAAUACUUUAAAUAUUCAAACCUAUUUUAAAAAUAAUAUUUUAUUUUAAUACAUUUUAGAUAAUAAAUAAUAACCAUAUAAUUUAUUAUAUUUCUUAACAUAUUUAUGUCAAAUAAUAACUAAUUUAAAAUAAUCUCUCCUAUUAAAAUAUAUUAUUUUCAUAUUCUACAUAAAACAACUAAUUUGGUUAAUUGCAUAAUAAUUUAACUAAGAAAAAAAGGGAAUCUAAAACAUAGAAAGUUAUUUACAGACUAAUAACAAAAAAAAAGACUGACAUAUUUCGCACAAUGGGUGGACCACUAUUGUAGAUAAUAAGUUGUAAAGAUAGGAUAAAGAGGGGAAUUUAAUGUAUAUCUAUAAGCAAAAAUAAACUAUUGUUAAAUAAACUACAUGAAAAAUAAUUUUGAGCAGAUCUUAGUUAAUAGUAUUGCUUUUUCAACAAUAUUAUAUUAUAAUUAAAUUAUAGUAUCAUUUUUAUUAAAAUGGUUUCAUCAAAUUCAAUAUUAAAAUUCUUAAAGAAAAAUUAAAUCACUCAUUUUGUUUCUUUUAACUACAGAGAAAGAAUUCUAAUGAACCUCCUGUUCAAUUUUCAAGCACUUCUGGUUGGUCUAGCAAUUUUAUCCAUAGAGUACCUAUCUAUGAGUAAAAAUUACUCAUAAAAUAAAAUGUUUAUAAAAAGUUUAAAAAUGAUUCAAAUGUUAAUAAAAUUUUACCAUGUACAGAAAACACAAAUAUAAUAUUCCUGUACUAAUUUCAAGUCUCUAUGAAUAUUUUACCUGAAUUGCAACAAACAACAAAAUUGAAAAUAACAAAAUCAUUAUUUGUAUAAAAUUCCUGUUUUUCUUAAGUUUAAUUUCUUUCCUUUUUCCAUUCUUUGAAGUACUCUCAAGUUGGAUACAGGAUCUGUCCUUGGGAUAUUUUCAAUUUUAUGAUAUAGUCAUAUUUCUAAUGCUUUAAUUUUUCUUACUUGAUGUUUCUGUUAGUAUCCAUAAUUUAGCGCCAUUUAAUAAUAUAGGUUAUAUGCAACAUCUUAGUAAUCUAAUUUGAAUACCUAGUGAGACAUAUGACAUUAAAAUAUCCUAGCCAUUUUUCGGAAUGCAUCUCUGGCUAUCUCAACCCUGCAUUUAAUUUCUAAAGAAUGUUGGAAAUCUAAUAAUAAUGAUGGUAGAAACAAUCCAAUUUUCAAAGAAUACAUAUAUCCUUUUCUAGAGGUGAUAAAUUGUUAAAAACAUUUUAUUAAUUUUUGUAUUAUUUAUAGGCAUUUGAAAUUUUAUAAUUUGUUUAGUUUUUAAAUUGUUUUGGUCAAACAAAAAUGUUUGAAAGUUGAACACGAGGUUCAUCAAAAUUGUAUUUGUGUUAGUAGUUAGUUUUUUUUUUCAAGCAUUAUGAGAUGAAAUUUGAAGAAAUUUGUGUAAAUUACAGUAUUUCAAAACAUAUAUGACCAAACUUCACUCAGAACCAUAUUUUGUUAGUAAUUAAAAAAAACUUAAUAUAGAUAUAUCAUACCUUUCCAACAUCCCACCUAGAAUAGUGGUACAACUAUCAUAUUUCAAUUCCAAUCUAUUUAAUGUUGAUUAAUUUUGAUUAUGAUUAAUAAUAUUGUUAUACAUUUUAUAUUAUAAUAAUUGGAGAGCCUGUUGAUGUUUUGCUAUCUGUAUCUAUAAUAAUAACAAAAUAUAAAUGAAAAUCCUUAUUAAACAAAAGAAAAAUCAGAAAUCAAAUUCACUUAAAAUGGAGAUGAAAAAGUUUCUGGAUUAUGAUAAAUAGGUCACUCUAUUAUUGUAAUAUUUAAUUUAAUUUUAACUUGAGUUUUUAACUUGUAUAGAUAAUUAUGAAGUUUGUGAACUGCAUAAUAAUUAUUUUAAUGAUGAUAAAUUACUUAAGAUAGAAGUUGCUUAUCCAGAUGAUUGCAGACUUUAUGAUAAAAGAUCAGGGUUGACUUUUUUAAAAUAUUUACAUCCUGCUAACUUUUCACAGCCAGAUUUGGUAUGUUUAAUUUUCUAUAGAUUUUAAAAAUGUGUACAUUAAUUAAAUUUAAUAAAUCAUUUUUAUAGGUAUCCAUAGUUAAUACUAGUGUUAUUGAUGUCUCGGCUCAUUCGCCAUUGUCACGAGCAGAUUUAUUAAUUGGUGGUACAAUGAUUGUAAAACUAUCUGGAUAUCUUAGAUUUCCUAAAUUUUGGGAUAAUCAUAAGGACCAAUUGCAAUUAUGCUCUCGAUUCACAAAUACUGGACUUAUAAUAACACCUCCAGAUAUGUAUCAACCAGUAUGCAAAUUCAAGUAAAUUAAUGUGAUUUAUAUGACUAAGAAUAAUUUAUUAUUAUUAGGGAAUUAAUAUAACAUUAAAAGCUGAUGGUUGGCAAUGUUCACAACUAAUAUGGUCUACUGACAAUCAACCAUAUCAUUUUCCUGAAUUAUAUUUACUAGAAAUUACUACAUUUAAAAAUGUAACAUACUCUCAAAAUACUGGUAAUGCUAUUGUAGAAUUGCAACAUAGUAAAGGACAUAACAAUUCAAAGGUAUUUUAAAUUAUUAUUAUUUUAUACUAAAUUUCAAUCAGUUAAUUUAUAAAUGUAUAAUUAAUAUACUUCAACAGCCUUUUACAAUGGAAUUUCUUAAACAAUAUGAGAGUAAAGAUAACACGUCAUGUGAAGACUACCAAAGUUGUCUCAUAUGUGUCAGUGAUGCUAAGUGUGCGUGGUGUGAAUUAAAAUCAGUUUGUACUUCAAGGAAUCAAUCAGAUUCAGCGGUUUGUCAUAGUGAUAAUAAUAUUAAUGAAUGGAAGUAUCUUGUUAUAUCACCUCACUUAUGUCCAAAUUGUUCUAAUCAAGUGGAUUGUGUGGAUUGUAUUCAAAGUGGAUAUUGUGAAUGGUGGAGUCAAGAAGCUAAAUGUGAACGACGUGGAAGGUAUUAAUGAAAUAAUAAAUUGUUUAAUAUUAAAUGAUAAAUAUUUUUUUUUUAUUAAACAAAAUAUUAUGAUUAGAUUUUCAGUGGCCAAUAAAACAUCACAAAUAAUUUAUGUUCAUAAUGUAUUGUGUAUGAAUAUUUUCAAAAAUAUUUAAUUCUGUAUUGUUGAAAACUAGUUAUGUUGAAAAUCAUGUAAAUUAUGAAAAACCUUUUUAUUUUUUAUUUUUUGUGUAGUUUGUAUAAAAUUAGAAUAAUUGAGAUUAUAAUUCACUUAAUAAGAAUUUUUACUAGAGGUUUUACAUAAGUUAUAUUAUUUAUAAUGAGGUUAUUUAAUAAAUGUUUAUUUCUUAUUUAUUUUUUUAGAUUGUCUGAAGGAGUAGUAUCUAUUGACUUAUGUCCAGUUCCAUGUUCGGAUAGACAUAUGUGUUCUGAUUGUUUAGAUAAUGGCAGAUGUGUUUGGUGUGGGGCAACAAAUGUAAAGUAUUAAUAUUAUUUUUUUGAAAUUUAAUUUAUUAAUUACAUAUAAUAUUCUAGAAAUGUUUUCAUUUCUCUGAGUAUACGUCAGAAUAUCAGUUUGGACGUUGUCGAGAAUGGAUUGAUAAAAGUGUUCAUUAUUAUGGGUCAGGCCAGAUGCAAAUAGAUAAACCUAAUGCAGCGUGCACUUCUUGUGAACAAAAUAUAAAUUGUUCUAGUUGUCUCAAAACUCUUGGUUGUGGAUGGUGUUAUGAUAGUAGUAACCCAAUUCAAGGAAUUUGUUCAAAGGGUGACUUCAGUAAGCCAUUUAUAGGUAUGCUUUCUCUAUUGAACCAAAUUAUUAUAAUAUUAGAUUUUGAACUAUUCUUUUUUUCUUUUUUUUUUUUAACUAUGAUAACAAUACUAAAUACAUGGUCAUAAUUUGUAUUUUCCACUAGGAACUUGUUCUAACAUAAUGAACAAUAAUACAUAUGAAGAAGACACUAGUUGGGCAUAUGCUCAGUGCCCUGAUGUCGAUGAAUGUGGACUUGGUCUACAUGAUUGCCACAAAGAAGCUAAAUGUACCAAUACUCAAGGAUCAUAUAGCUGUCAAUGUAAACGUGGUUUUAUUGGUGAUGGAAAACAUUCAUGUACAAGAACGUUAGUGUUUUUCUGUUUAUUUGAUAAAUAAAAUAGAUUUGUUUGUACUGAGUCAUAUCAUUCCUAUGUUAUUGAAUAUUUUUAUAAUUCUAUAAAAUAACCAUUAAAUAUAUUGGUUCCUUAAACCAAUUACCAGCUCAUUAAAUAUUAGUAAAUUGAUUUUGAGCCAUAAUAACUUAUAACUAUAUCUUAUAAUUAUAUUUUUCUGAUAAUUAAUUCUAUUAUGAUCCCAUAUUUUUACGGGUGAGUUUUUAAGACCUGUUCAUAUGUAAGUUAUUAUAUUAAUCCACCAUGAUUUUUUUUUUUUUAUUGAAAUGCAACUCAAAUAGAUAAUUGAUUUAAUAAAUUUAUUUAUUAGAAAAUUAUUUUUAACAUUUGAUUGACAACCUUAAAGAUAAGACUUUUUCAUGAAUCUAUUACUUUUGUUAAUCCUUUAGGAGGAAAGCAAAACUAAAUAAAAAAAACCAAAUAAAUUUUGCCUUUAAAACAGAAAAAAAUUCAAAUAUGUUUUUAAAAUUACGGUAGUUGGUAAAUUUUACUCUAGCCUUUUGUUUUAAACAUAAACCAUCAUAAUUUGAAAGUAAAAAAUUGUCAUAUCCCUUCCCCUAAAUUAUUAUCUAGCAGUAAAUUAGUGAAAGUCUUUACAUUAAGAUAGUCAUUGAAGGUAAAUAACAAUUUUCAAGUUGAAUACAAUUUGGAAAACGGCUUCCAAUCUUUUAAAUAUGCUAUUUAUAGAUGUUAUCACAAGUGUGCAAAUGGCUAUUGUAUUGGUGCACCUGAUUAUACUUGUAAAUGUGAUCUUGGAUGGACAGGACCAGAUUGUGCAAUUAACUGUGGUUGUAAUAAUCAUUCUACUUGUUAUGAACGGCCUGGAAAAUGUGACCAGUGUCAAGAUUGGACCACUGGGCAGUUUUGUGAAUAUUGCAAGUAAGUCUGGUAAUCAAUCAAUAUUAAUAAAAUAUAACCUUAAUUUUAUUUAAUUAUUUUACCUUAGAGCUGGGAGUUAUGGUAAUGCUACUUCAUUCACAGAAGGUUGCCUUAAAUGUGAUUGCAAUGGUCAUGGUGAUGAACAACUAGGUAUUUGUGAUUCUAAUUUGGGUAAAUGUUAUUGUAAACAUUAUACUGAAGGAGAUAAUUGCCAGUUUUGCAAGAAAGGAUUUUUUGGAGAUCCAAAGUAAUUAUUAUUUAUAAAAAUCUCUUUCAUUAUUAGUUUAGGAAAAAAAAGCCACUUAAAUGAUUAAAAAAGAGCUUAUUUAAUCUUGCCUAUACCAGUGGCAUGUAUAGGAAUAAAUUUCAAAUGGGAGGGGUUAUUUAAAAAAAAAAUGUAUUUAAUUAAUAUUAUAAAUCAACUUUCUUAUAAUAUUUAUAAAAUUAGAAUAUAUAAAAAUAAAUAUAUAUAUAUAUAUAUAUAUAUAUAUAUAUAUAUAUAUUUGUUUGAUUCAGAGUUUAGCAAAGAAUGUAUUGGUUUUAUAAAGAUGUUUAUUUUAUUAUUUUUUAUACUGUGUACAAAAAUUGUACCAGAAAUCUUGCUCCAAUAUAUAAAAUGUAGCAACUUUUCUGAAAGGAAAUUUUAUCUAUAUGGUAUAGGCAGUUCAUUUUUUGACUUUCUCAGGAGUUUUCCCAAUAAAUGGGAAAAACUGGAAAAUAAGUACAAUAUGUAAUUAUGUUAUUAUUUUACCAUAAUGUGACAUUUAAAUAGUUGACAAGCAAAACUAUUGUCUGAACUUCAUUGAGAAUUGUGUUUCCUUACCAAUGGUAAAUUGUUGUGUACAAAUAUAUAUUAAAUUACCCCUGUGUUUUCCCAGAGAACACACAACUUAGUUGACUCAAAGAUCGCCAGUACUCCAAAUGCAAACUUUUUAAUCUCACUGUAGCAUUGUGGAAGACUAUUCCAUGCAUUAAAUAUAAGUGCUUCUACUCAUAUCAUUUCUUUUAGAGCUUGCAUUUAUGGACCUCCAAUUUUUCUAACUUGCUCCUGAGUUCUGUGAACUUGCCACUCUAUAAGUCUUUGCUUUUAAAAUUCUGCAAUUACAUUUAAAGUGAUCCUGUAUUAACUCCAAAUGGUGUUCAAUGUUGAUUUUUAUUUGUUUUGAGAGGAUUUACUAUAAACAUGUAGGUACAUAAAUCAUUAAAGUUGAAAGAGUACUUAAAAUAGCCCUUUAAAAACAUUCUAGAGACUUUUAAACUAUUUAUUGGUAUUUGACCUUUUCAAAUUUUUCAAAUAAAUUUAUUAUACAAUGUGGUUAUAGUAAAUAAGACAGAUAUACUUAACAUGAUGGUUGAGCUACUAUUGUAGGUGAGAAGUUGGAAAGAUAGAAAAUAGAGGGGAAUUUAAUUUAUAUCUGUAUGCAAUGAUAAAUCAUUACUAACAAAAAACUAUUCUGAGUAAAGUUUUUUUUUAUGUAUUUAUGUGAAGUUUAACAGUUUUUUUAUAAUUAUGAAAACUGAUCAUAAAAUCAAAAAAAUUAUUUCUUUAAAAUACCACUCAAAUAAACUUUUCUUUGAGAGUAAGUAGAUAUUGUUUAUUUUUAACAUAAAUUAUUGUUUGUUUCACAAAUAAUAGAUUAUUUAAUAUUACCCAUCCCCAAUUUUUUUUUGUUAGAAAUGGAAAUGUUUGUUAUCACCAAUGUAUGGCAAGAGGUAUUUUAUCUGGAAUGGGUCCUCAAGGAUUUGGAUCGAAAUCUGUUGAAAUCAGUGCUUGGGAAACACGUUUAGAAGGACUACCAUCAAAAGAAUGUCUUUGGAUAAUUGAUCCAGAAAACAUGCGGAAUAAUUCGACUGCAAUGUAAAUUAACUAUUAAAAUAGUUAUUAUUUAAACAGAUUAAUCAGGCAGGUUUGAUAUUUUUUUUUAUAGUGGAUCUUAUGUGAUACAAUUGACAAUUGAUAGCGAUAUAAAUGUUCCAUGCGGUAUGAAUGGUGUUUACAUAUAUGAUGGUUUACCAAAUUUUGUAUCCAUGUCUAGAACACACCCAGCUCAUUCUCUAGGUGUAUUUUGUACUAAAGAUUCUCAAUAUCCUUUAACUAUUGAGGGUGUUACUGGUAAACAUGCACACUAUAUUUUAUUUCAACAGUUAAAACUGUUUGUUAAAUAAUAUAUGAUUACUAAUUUAGGUGUUAUGACUGUUUAUUAUAAACAAUCAGAACCCACUGAAGGAUUCAAUGCCACUUAUGUUGUAUUUAGUUGUCCAGAUUUCUGUCCCUUAAACCGUGUUUGUCAUAAUAACCGGUGUGUAUGUCAAGAAGGAAGCACUGGGGUUUUCUGUCAAGAUUUAAUUUGUCCAAAUGAUUGCAAUCAAGAUAAAGGACAUGGAAAAUGUGAUCAUGUCAGUACAUAUUUAUGUGUUUAAAAUUCUCUUUAAACAAUAUAAUUGAAUAAUUUGGUUUGAAACAAUUUAAUUUUCUUUUAAUUUUUUUAGGAAUAUGGACGGUGUAUUUGUGACAGUAUUUAUGAAGGAGAAGAUUGUUCCAUAUUAGUUCCAGUCCCUAGCCAUUUGCAGCAACCCCUGAUAUUCACAGAUUUAUUUAAUUCUGCUCAUGUAUCAGAUAAUUUAGAUCACUUACGUCAAACAUUACCACGUUUUGGGCAUUCAGUAGUCGCAACUAGACGUGGCCAAUUGUGGUUGUUUGGCGGAUAUUCAUUGUCACAUGGUCCUUUAAAUGAUAUUAGGCUGUUUGAUUCUAAAAAUAAUUCAUGGAUGCAAGUAUGUUAUUUUGAUUUAAGUCCUUAAUUAUUGUAAAAUAUUAAAAGUUUUGCAUAAUAUGUAUUAAAUUAAUCACAGGUCACUGUAGAUGGCACAAAUGACGCUCAUAUGCCAAAUGGGAGAUAUUUCCAUGCAACCGAAAUAGUACAUUCUCGAAGGGAGAUAUUUGUCUAUGGUGGCCUAACACAAAUUCAAACUACCUAUGGUCGGUCUACAAAAUAUUCAAUGAAGAUCCUAUCAGAUUUUUGGAAAUUUAGUCUAAAAGAUCAAAGAUGGAUUGGUAUACAGGUAUUUAAUAUAAUUAAUAUGUAUAUAAUAGUUAAUGCAUAUUUUAUUAUUGUUGUAUUAUAUUGAAAUAGACGGGUGAUGAUCCACCACCAUUAGCUGGCCAUACUUUAACAUUACGAUCAGUUGGUGAUAAAGAAAGUCUUAUAUUGAUUGGUGGUUUUAGUCCAGACAAUGGUUUCCUUGAAGAUAUAUGGGAAUAUGAUCUACAAUUUGAAAGUUGGAGAAAAUUUAAAAUAAGUGGCUAUGGACCUGCUGGUAAAUAUACACAAUAUUUAUAACUUAAAUUUAAACCUUUUUUUUUAUAUUGUAUGUCAUUUUAUACACCUACUAUAUAUAGAUAUUUGUUUUCAUAAACUUGUAAAUUUAUUAAAAAAAAAUUGUAUAAUUAGGUAUUUACGGACAUAGUACUGUGUAUCAUGGAUUAACAGACAGUUUAUAUGUAUUUGGUGGAUAUAUUUACACUGUUAAUAAAACAAUUAUGACAGAUAAACUAUUUGCAUUUAAUUAUGACCAACAAAUAUGGACUAUUUUACCUAUAUUUAAAGACUAUAAUCCACCAAAAAAUAGCCUAGUAAGUGUAUCAUUUAUUAAUAUCUCUUUUCUCAAUUUUUUAAUAUAGACAAUAUAAUAUAAUUGCAUGUUAAGAAGUAUUAAUUAGGGAUAUAAAAAAAAAGUUUUUAUUUCUGGAAAUAUUUCCCCCUAGAGAUUUAUAAUUUAUUUUUAAUACUUAUAUUAUGUCUAUAACAAUAUUAAACUUCUUAAAUCACUCAACCAGAGACAUAAUAUUAUGAGUUCACAAUAAUUUUUGUGUAUUGUAGGGUAUUCAAAAUUAAACCUAGUACUUUUUGUUCCUAAUAUAAUAAUUUUUGACUUAGAUAGAACCUUUUUGUUCUAUCAUUAAAUAAAUUGAAUACAGGUCUAUCUAUGGUUUGCAAAAUGGUUAUUUUGAAGUUAUAUAGACAUAUUUUUUACUGAAUAACUUCUUUGAUUCUAAAUGUAUUGAACUCCUUUCUAGAUAGAAAAAGGCAUGGUAAAAUAUAUAACAAACAGAAAAAUUGUAUAAAAUAAUCACACAUAUACUUUUGAAUCCAACCCCACAACAUUUAGAAAAGGCAAAUAUAAUUUUUCUGCCCAAAUUUCAAGUCUAAUAAUAGUUUUAACUGAAUUAAAUUUAUGAAUAAAAAAUCAAAAUUAAAAAUAAUAAAAUCAUUAUUUUUGGGAAUUGUUUUUUUUUCAGUUUUGCUAAAUUAUCAAAAAAAACUUCAUGGAAUAUCAAAAACAUGACUUUUUUACUUACCAUCUGGCAUAAAAAUGUAAUAUUUGCCUUGUUGGUUUUUAAUUGGAAAUUAACUGAACAAUUUUCUUACUAUUCUAGUAUUUUCUGAAUUAUUUAUAAAUUAAAAUAAAUCUAAUUUUUGGUCUUUAUUUAUUUAUUUAUUAUUUUAGUCCAAAUUUGUAUGAAAAUUUUAAAAAAUAUUUUUAAGUAACAACAAUUUUUCAAUUAAUUAACUUUUAAAAAUGUGUUAAAAAUUUGAUGUUUAAAAAAUAUUAAAAUGUUUGUUUAUUUUUUAGUUACAAACUAAUAAAAUAUUCAAUUUAUCCAAAAACGUGUUAACUGAAUGCUCAAAAUUGUUUUUCAUCUGCGAUGAUUUUCUAUUAUAUUACUAUUCUAUAUAUUACUUAAACACUUAUUUAUAUAAAUUUAAUAUCCGUACAUGAACUUCCCAUCUGCAACAGCAGCCUUCUCAUAAAAUGUAAAGUAUGUUUGGUUUUCUUAAUACAAAUUAAUAUUUUUAAAAACAUUGAAGAAGUUGUCUUUGAGUGAUCAUCUUUGCAUUUUAAAAUAGAUGAUUUUAAAAAUCUUUAAUACGUCCAUUUUUGUUUUAUGUGAACACAUUUUUAAUUAUUUACUCCAUGGAACACUAGAAAAGAUAAACGGUUUUUAAAAUUUUUUUCAAACAUGCAUUAUUAAAAAAAAUUAUUUUAAAAAAUAACAAAUAUUCAUAAUAGAUUAAAAGAAAACCACGGAAUACUCACCAUCAUUUUAUAGAGAAGAGUUUACAUUUUGCAUUUUUUGAACAAAUUGGUCUAUAUUAUUGAUGUAAAUGUGCACUAAAACAAUAUCUAAACAUGUAUAAUACAAAAGGAAAUCAGGAGAUCAGGUUCAUUUUUCUUAAGCAAUAGUUUAUCGUUGCUUACAGAUUAAAUUAAUAUAUACAUUAAAUUCCCCUAUAUAUCCUACCUUCCCAACUACCUUCCCUAUCUUCCAAUCAGUGGCUGCACCUGUUCCCAUUAUCUUACCUUUUUUUUUUUUUUAAUUUUAAGAAAUUUAGUUAUGAUUAUUAAAAAUAUAAUAUAACCUAACCUGUGGUUUUUCUAAAUAUGUGUGAUGUUGGAUUGCAUUGGAAUUAUGUUAUUAUAGGUAUUACUCAUAUAAUGAGUUUUUUUUUCUAAUUUAAUUUUACGGUUUAAUUAAAACUUGUAAAUUUUGAAUUGAUUAUAGUUAAUAAGUAAAUAUCAACUAAAAUUGUAAUAUUAGUAGUAAAUUUUGAUUACAAAUUUAUAUUUUAUAAUAUUUUAGCCCAGGGGUCGGUUUUUACAUUCAGCUAUUACAACAGAUGAAUAUAUGUUUGUCUUUGGUGGAAGGACUGAUCCACCUAGUACAAAUGAUACCUUGAUUGCAUACUCUUAUGCAUGCAAUCAAUGGAUACGUUUGUUAACACCUGGUAAUAUUGAUUAAAUACUAAAAUAUAACAAUUAAUAAGAAAUAAAAACAACAUAUUCCUGCAUUGCAGAUGUAUUUAUUAUUGGUUUGCCACCACCUCCUACUCAUGCUCAUGCAAUGACAUUGGACAUAGAAACAAAGUCAAUGUAUAUUCUUGGUGGUUUUGCUGGGGAUAUACAAUCUCGUGUUACACGUAUUCAAUUACCAGAAGAUCUUUGUAAUCUUUGGUCUGGAAACCGAGAAAAAUGCAGGUCAGAAAUGAUUCAAAUUUAAUUUGAUCAGAAAUUUCUUUUUAAACAAAUUUUUUUUUAGUAGUAGCUCUAAUCUUUAUAUUAUUUGAUUUAUUUAACACAGAUCAUUGGUUGGAUGUUCAUUUUGUCAAGUGCUUGAAACAAAUAUAAGCUACUGUUUUACUCAUCUUGGUCCAGGCUUUAAUCCUUGUGUUUCAACUAAGGGUACAUCACGUACAAAUAAUGGAGUUUCUUGUAAUUCUAACUGGAUAUCUAGUCGUUCUUGUGAACAGUAUACUACAUGUACUGAUUGUUUAGCUACAUGGCCCAACAAUCAUGAAAUUUCAAAUGUAAGUUGUAAAUUUAAUUAUGUGUAAAAAAUUUAAAUAAUCUAUUUAAUCAUAACAGUAUAAAUUUAUUUUACAUCUUGUAAUUUAUUCUUUCAAGAUAUGUUCAUGGUGUACAAAUUGUGGUGCCAAAGGACAAUGUGUAAAAGACCCAUCAAGUUGUGAAAAUUUGUGUAAAAUAGUGUCAAAAGUAGAAUUAUGCCCAAAUAUUCAGUGUAUGGCAACUGAUUGUGAAAAAUGUCAUCAGCAAAGUGACUGUUUAUGGACUAGGUAAGUGAUAAUUAUUAGUAAAAUUACAUAAUAUGUAGUUAUUAUUGUUAAUAUUAAACAGACAAGUGCAGAUAUCUGAGUUUGGAACACUUUUGACUGGUGAACCAUUGUAUGAUUGGAGUUGUUCUAGUCUAGAAUUGGAUCAACAAUCAGAUAUAAUGAAAAAUUCUUCAAUUUGCCCAGAACGUUGUUCUGCACAGAAAUCCUGUGAAGCGUGUUUAUCAUCUCAAGUAAAAUAUUUAUUACUUAAACAAUUUAUAAUAAUCAUAUUAAAAUUAUAUACUACACCAUAAAGGGAGGAGAAGGAGGUUGGCAUGAAUGUCGAUGGUCAAUAACAUUAAACGAGUGCAUAUCACCUAGCUAUCAACCAUUAUACUGUGCAGGUGGUGUUUGUGGACUUGUUCUUACUGGGGGUAAUAUAGAUCGCUGCCCUCAACCUUGUUCAAGUUAUACUCAGUGUUCUACAUGUUUACGCCAUACACAUUGUGGAUGGUGUGCUAUGAAUGUAUUAAACAAGACUGGACAGGUAAAUUGUAAAAUAAUGUUUUUGUUUAGACAUUUUUUUGCUAAAAAAUAUACCGAACUAAUCAUAUAUUUUUUUAUUAGGGAAUAUGUACAGAAGGUUACAUGUCUAGUCCAGCUUCUGGUCCUAACCAUUCGUGUCAAGAAUUAUUACAACACCUAAAUAACGAACCAAAAAUAUCUGCUUAUCAAAACUUUGAAUCUCAGGAAUUCAUUUAUGGAAUAGUUGACAAAGUUUCAUACAGCGAUGUAAUUUUAUUAAAUAAAGAAUCAAACUUUAAUGAUUCUAUAGCAUGGUAUUACAUAACUUGCCCACCUGAAAAUGAAUGUGAAAAUGGUCAUCACAGCUGUAACUCAGAAAGCGAAGAAUGUGUCGAUUUAGCUGAAGGUUUUCAUUGCGUGUGUGGCAAAGGCUAUCAAUCUGAUGAUAACUCUCAAUGUAUUCCUAUUUGUACACAAGGUGAUAAAAACCAUAAAAUAAUACAAACUAAAAUUUCAUAAAUUAUACUUAGGGAUGCACCUUAUUAGAUGCACUAUAUUUUUUUAGACUGUAAAUACAAUUUUAUAUCAAAUAAAAAAAAAAAAAAUAGGCAAUAAAUUGAAUUUAUUAUUUUUCUUAUUUUAUUUAAAUUUCAUACAAUGAAUACUGGAUCUCACUGAGAAAAGCUUGUAUGGGAGUUCUGGAAUUCUUACAGUAUUAUAAAUUAAUUAUAUACAAUUAAAUACAUUCUAAGACACAGAUCAUACAAAAAUAAAGAUACAAUAGUUUAAAUAAUAAAUAGUAAACAAUAGAAAUCAUAUAAGAACAUAUAAUUAAAUAAUUACAUUUUACUGAUAUAAUAUAUAUUUUUUUCUAGGAUGUUUUAAAGGCAGGUGUGUAAAACCAGAUGUCUGUAGUUGCGAUUUUGGUUAUGUUGGUUCCAAUUGCACUAUCCAAUGUGAAUGCAAUGGACAUUCUGAUUGUGCUGGUCCUGAUCACUUAACAAAGUGUUUAAGUUGCAAAAACAACACUCAAGGUUCUCAAUGCCAACGGUGUAAACCAUUGUAUGUGGGUAAUCCAGUGAAUAAUGGUCAAUGUAUACCAUGCUCAGAUUACUGUGGUGGACAUGCUCAUAUAUGUAUAGAUAAAUUUGAUAAUGUACCAUUUGAUGCUCGGAGUAUUUUAAGUGAUGCAAACACUAUUCUAAUGCAAAAUGAUGGCCCACUUUCUGAUGCUUAUUGUAUAGAUUGUAUGGAUAACACAACUGGUCCAACAUGCUCAGGUUGUCUAUUUGGUCACUUUCGAGGGUCCACUGAUUUUCGAGAUUCUUGUAGGUAAGUGCCCUAUGUAUGUAUAUUGAUAAUUUAAGUUAAUUUUUAUUCAUUGAUGAUUAUUAAUUUAAUCAAAUUUGUUUGUAGGCCUUGUGAGUGCCAUGGACAUGGAAGUAAAUGUGAUCCUGUUAGUGGAGAAAAAUGUGAUUGUCAAAACAAUACUGAAAGUGAUAAAAACUGUCAAUCUAGUGUAUUACCUAAACGCCGGCCAUCAAAAAUAGAUAAUAACAUGUGUUGGAUGCACCAGUGUUCAAAGUGUAGAGAUACAUAUCUGGGAACACCUACAGAUGGUCAUCAAUGUUAUAAACAAAUGAGUGUAGACUCAAGGUUUUGUUUAGAUGCCAUACCUCUUGAUGAAUGUAAAACCAAGUCUCAUGCUCUUAACCCAGGACAAAUGGUAUAUAUUAAGAUUGAAUACAAAAUAUUAUUUUUUUUUUUAUUACAAACAAGAUUAGGUUUACUUUACAUCAUUUACAGUUUGAUUUCUUAAAUUAAUAUAAUAUUUAAUCAAGCAAAUCGGGUGUGGAUCUAGAAAUAUGAAAUGGAGGGGCUACUUUUUAUUUAUAGAAAGACAAAAAAGAUAAUUUUGGUAAAUACAUCAGAUAUUAGUUGUAAUAUAUUUUCAAAUGAUAAAUAUGAAAAAUUGAGUUCAUUAAUCUUUUGACCUAUCUUUAAUUUUCAUUUUUUGUUUUUUUAUCCAGAAUAUCUGUUAAUAAUUUCAUUGGUGUCAAUGAGUAUUUCUUUGUGAAUAUUAAUAACCUCUAACUCAUUAGCCUGUCUUCUGCCAUAGAAAAUCUCAUGUAAUUUUUCAACUAGCAUAUGGAAAAAAAUGAUCUUUCCAAUUAUGUUGAUGAUAUAAUAAGUGCUGUAAAACUUUGUAAUCAAAUUUUAAUUUUAAUUGGAUAAAUUACAUCACAAUUUUUCACUGACAGUUUUGGCAUUUAGAUUUUCUGUAUUUGUCCAUUCUGUCUUCCAGAGUUUCAAUUUGGCUUUUAUCUCUAGAUCAGAAUUUGAUGAUCAUCCUGAUAUAACGAUGAUUGAAACAGUCAGUAAAGGGAAUACAAAUGGUAAUUCUGAACCACUUCUCAGUAUUUAAUGUUUUAAUAUUACAAUAUUGAUAAUACAUAGUAAAAGUUCACAAAAAGUCAUAAUUUAGUCAUGUCCCUCUAACUAAAUAAUUGUUUUAAUAAAAUAAUUAAAUUUUGUUUUUUCAACAAUGAGACAGAUUUAGUAUUUUCAACUGUAACUAAUAAUAUAUUGCUACAUAUUGCUAGUUUAGCUGAGGAUAAUAUAUAACACUAUCCAAAGAGAGGGGGCUGAAAUCUUAUAACCCCCAUUUUGCAUCUGAACUCUGAAUGAUUACAAAACAAAUAACAAAUUUUGUUAUUAAUUAUUUGUGUAAUUUUAUCAGAGUGGUUCUUAAGGGAGUACAUUUUUUGGUUUUUCAAAGGUUUUCUUAAUGAUGGAGAAACAAAGUAGGAAUAACUGGACAAUUUACAAAAUGUAUUAUUUUUAAUUUUUUGUUGUGAUUCAGUUAGAAAUAUUUGUAAUCUUAAAAUUUUGAGACCAAACAUACACUUGGUUUUUCUAGAUGUUCCAACAUUUUCAAAACAAUUUAGUCAUUUUUGAGUUACAUUAUAAUUUUGUGUUUUACACAUUUUAUCUGUAGAUAUAAAUUGUUAGACCAAUCAGAAAUGCUUGAAAAUUUAACUAGAGGUUCGUUAUAAAUUAUAUUUUGUGAUUAAAAAAAAAAAAAAAUGAGUGAAAUGUAGAAUUUUUUUAUACAAAGUUUGAGAAAAAUCAUAAAUAUAAAUUUCAUAACAUGUAAAAUAGAACUUCCCACAGAAUUAUUUUUUGUUAACAAAGAUUAAUUAUUGUGUAUGGAUAUUAGAUAUACAUUAAAUUCUCCUCUAUAUAAUACUUUUUCAACUUUUCAUCUACAACAGUGGCCCACCCAUUGUAAAUAUGUUCUUUUUAAAUUAAGGGUACUGGUGCACUAUUGAUAUUAAAAGCAAAAGGCAUUUGGUCAUUGUUAAUUAGAGUCACCCUUGAAAUAUAUUAGAAAUUAGUCAAUUACAAACUAUUUCUAAAAACUUUUCCUCAUACAUUAAGCCUCCAAGUAUAAUGUGUAUAUUGAAUUUUUGAAUAAAUUAAUCUGGUAAAUUUAAUUAUUAAACUAUAUUCUCUAAUCUAUAUAUAAAUUUUAGACUCUUGAGUACACAAAGAAGUUAUAAGAUUUACAAAGAUUUUUUUUUUCUGAAAACACUAACAGUUGGUAAAAAGAAGUUGAUUUUUCAUGUCAUAUCUUGAAGGUGUGAAUUUUUCGAUGGUUGAUAAAUUUGUUGAAAUUCCCAAUACAUUUAAACAUAUUUCAUACCUAGGUUCUUUUCCUUAUUGUUUGAUUUUUGUAUUAUCUUGGUAACAAGGAAAAAAAUAAUUAAAUACUACAUCCUUCAAAAUUUUUUUUGACUUAUAAUAUUUAUUAUUACUUACAUUAUAUAAACUUGAUUACUCAGUGUAUCCUACUUUCCCAGUUACCUUCCUACCUAACCUUUCUGUAAGCAGUAUCAAAUUUUUUUAUUAUUAUUAGAACUUAUGUUUGUUUUAGUCCUUUUUUGUUGUUCAACCUCGGUUUAUGAAUGUGGAUAUCAGAAUCACUAUUGACAUAACCCAAGGAGCAGUUGACUUUUUCUUAACAUCACAUGAAGAUGUUUUCAUAGUUACUCAAAAUAAAUCUCUCAAUAAGAAUACUUUUUCUUUUGAUCCAAGGUAAUAGCAUAUUGUAUUAUACAUUUGUGAGAUAUAUAGUAUGUCAGACAAUUUGCAUUGUAAUCAAAAAUAAACUAAAAUAAAUUGAUUUCUAUAACUGUUAAUAAUGAAUGUAUUAUUUAUAGAUUUGAAUGGUUUAGUGAAAUAGAAAUUAUCGAAGGAGUGAGUGGCAAUUUAAAUUUUUCAAAAGAUUCCAAAAAUUUAUUUACAUAUCAAGAACAUAAACCCAAAGGUUUAUCUACUUAUGUUACAUUGAAAAAAAGUAUGUCCCUGUUGAUGGUUAAAAAUGUUAAUAACAGGUAUGUUUUCAAUGAUAACACAUUUAAAUAUUAUUAAAUAUAAUAUUUAUAUUUUAUAAAUGAUCAUUUACUAUUCUUUUUCAGAUUGAUUAUUACUCUUCCAUACGAUAAACAUGAUUUGGCUGGAACAAGAUAUUAUAUGGCACUCUUAGCAAUUACAUCAUUACCAGCACAAGCGACACAUAUAGUGCCAGUUCCAACAUAUGGAAUGGUUUUUUUUAGACAAGACCAGCUACAUAUUGAUCUCUUUGUGUUCUUUUCUGUAUUUUUCUCAUGUUUCUUUUUGUUUCUUGCUGUAUGUGUUGUUGGAUGGAAAGCAAAACAAGUAAAUAUAUAAUACAUAAUACGGAUAUACAUGUAUGUAUUUUAAAUAUAAAUUACUGGAUACUAAUGAAGUCAAUUUCAUUUAGGCAGCUGAAAUGCGCCGUGCUCGCAGGCAGCAAGUUGUGGAAAUGUUACAUAUGGCCAAAAGACCAUUUGCCUGUGUGUCAAUUGUUCUGAACACGUCCCAACAAUCUGAAACUAACCAAGGUGUCAGGUUUUGUGAUGUAAGACCAUUAUCAAUUGAACCCACUAGUGACUCCAAUGCUGCUGUGACUACUCUGUUGAUUAAACUACCUGACCAUGGGCAACAGUCUACAGGUACAAGGUUGGCUCUUGGCUCAACUUUGGUGUUGAAUAUGCUUAAUCCGAGGGGUGGUUAUGUGUCAAAUAGACAUCAUCAUAACGCUGGUGGUCUUAGACAAAGAAGGAAUGUUCCUCAAUAAUUAUGGUAUUUAUUUUAAGUAAUAAAAAUUUAAAAUACUCUCAGUAUUACUUAUGCUCUACUUAAGCAUAACUCAAGUAUUUUAGGAAUAUAAUAAACUAUUAAUUUAUUACAUUUGACUUGUUUGAAACGAUUAAAAAAUAAUAAUAAUAAUUAAAAACUAAAUAUCUAUCAAUCAAGCUCAAAUAAUAUUCAAUAACUAAAAAUUUAAAUUACAUUUAAUUAUUUUUACUCUAGUUAUUAGAAAUUUUAAAUAAUAUUAUCAAUAACUCACUUAACAAUAAAAAUUAUAAUAUCUUCUUACACUUGAAUGAUAUUAUUUUAAAAAAAUUUAAACCAUUUAUUUAUAAAUAUAAUUUUGUCAAUUUAUAUUUUGUGAUUUCUUAAUUUAACUUAUUUAGCUAUUACCAAUUAUCAACUCUCUAAUAAUUUUAUUCAAUUUUAUUAUUUAUUAUUUUUUAUUACUUAGUUUAUAAGCUAAUUAGUAUCAUUUAUAAAUUAAUUAUUUCCAUAUUUUAUGAAUUUAAUUAUUUCCCAUUAUUUUUUAAAUUACCAUUAAUUUUUAUAUUAUAUUUAUUAUUUUUAUUAAUAAUAGUUAUGGUAGAUAAUACUUUAAGGCCUAGGUAAGUACUCAGUUUGAUAGGUAAGACCUAGCAGAUACAUUUUAGUGGACACAAAUUUCUAAUGAUUUUAUUGAAUUUAAUUGAUUUUACAACAUUUCCAUUAUUUUCAUUGUAUGCAAUUUUUUAAUUUUUUUUUUUUGCCAAAAUAUAGUAUAUGCCAAUUUUUAUUAUCAUUGAAAAUAUUAUUUUAUUUGGGAACAACUGGUACAUUUUACUCUGGGUUUGGGGGUAAUCAGUAUAAAAAGGUUACUUUUCAAGGCUACUGGUACAUACACAAAAAAAUGUUCUAAUUUGUCUUUUGCCUAAAUUGCCUUUUCAAGACAUGAUAAAAUUUACAAAACAUUUGAGCCAUUUUUAAGCUAUUUAUAGUUAUUUUAAUUUUUUGAUUUUUGUACAUAAUUUUUAUUUAAUAGGUACUUUGUGGAUAA